This is a messenger RNA of Dermatophagoides pteronyssinus (European house dust mite), 1263 nucleotides long. RefSeq lists its product as uncharacterized. The record is from RefSeq and is a predicted model, not a curated record. Lineage: Eukaryota; Metazoa; Arthropoda; Arachnida; Sarcoptiformes; Pyroglyphidae.
CAUGUAAUGCUUGUAUGAUGUUUCGGUUAGUCUUGAUCCAUCAUUCGACUUGUGAAUACUUGCCAUUCCCUUACACAUCAUUGCAAUAUUUUCGUGUGCAUUUGGCAAAGCGGUCAUCAUGAAUUGUUUGAUAAUAUGGUUUGUCAUGUUUGGAAUCUGUAUGGUAGAAGGUCAUGUUUUACCGUAUGCGAAUUCCAUUCCGAAACAUUUACAGGAUCUGUACGAACAAGUGUCCAACAAAGCCAAUCAGCCACCCAUGGUUGGUGCUGGCGUAGAAUCUCGUCGUAAUGGCCGAGGAUUAUUUUCCACCUUGUCGGGAUUGGGAAAUGUGGCCGCUGCAGCUGCGGCUGGUUCCAGUCUAUUGGCCGGCAAAGAUCCUGAUGAUGAUGACAACAUUGUCAAUCAUCUUUCCUCCUCUUCCUCAUCAUCAUCGAAUGGCAAAGGCAAGCCGUACGCAUUCAAUGAUGUUGAAAUGUCAGCUUUGCAAACAAUGAUUUCCAUUCGCAACAUAAUUGGUGAUCUUUUCCAUAAGGUGGGUUUCAAUCUGCCAUCGUCGUUGGCAUCGUUGAUCACUCGCUCUUCCGAUCCGAAUGGUCUUGAUGACGACAAGCAUUCACUCUUGUCCAGCGAUUCCAGUGCGGCAAACAUUUUAUCGACCGCAGCAUCCAAAGUGAAUGCCGGUCUUUUGAUUCGUGGCCUGGCACUGUCAUUACCGUUAUUGAUACCGAUGGCCAAUCAAAUUCGCCGUAUGUCUAGUGAUGGCGCUCCACUACCCCUACAGCCAUUCGCAUCAUCAUCGUCAUCGUCAUCAGUGCCGACAUCAUCACUGAUGGCUGCACCAAUCACGUUUCAAUUGCCACAAUUCGAUCCAUAUGGCUAUGAUCGUGCCCUACAUCGACGACGUGGUAAGCGUUCUGCAACUGCACUGUCCGAAUCCACGCAACGAAUGCUACGUCGCCAAGAACAACAACGAAUAUUACGUUAUCUGAAACAAAUGGAAGAGAUGUAUGGCAUACAACAAUAUGGCCCACAGCAACAACAACAACAAACCAACGAACCUUAUUAUCUGCGAAAUGUAUUCAUAUCACAACCACAAUCACAGCCACAGCAGCCACAACAGCCCCAUUCACAUGAUCAACAUAAUCAUCAUUACCAACAGAAUUUAUUCGGUCGAACAAGAACAACUUUAUUCGAAACAUAGAUCAUCUCGAUCAACGUGACCGGAACCUAGUUGUUGGAUUUAUCAAUUUUUUCGCAUUCAUC